Messenger RNA from Aspergillus candidus, 405 nucleotides. RefSeq lists its product as uncharacterized. The transcript has 3 exons. The record is from RefSeq and is a predicted model, not a curated record. NCBI's taxonomy places the organism in Eukaryota, Fungi, Ascomycota, Eurotiomycetes, Eurotiales, Aspergillaceae. The coding region runs from base 1 to 405 and encodes 134 amino acids.
AUGAAGUUCACCACUGCCGUUUCCGCCCUCGUGCUUCGGGGCUCUGUCCAAGCACAAAGAUGGCUCCAGAACGCCCCGACUUCCUGUCUGCAGUCGGAGCAGACCUGCCCCGACCAAAGCGGUGUUUUCCGCGCCGCUGGCGACGAACUUUGGAGAGUGUGGUGCGAUCAGAAGAGCGAAAGGGGCAGCGAGAUUUCAGUCGUCUCCGCUACCUCUAAUCAUGACUGCCUGGACAAGUGCGACCAAGUCAAGGUGUGUUCCAGUGGUGAUUAUGAAAUUGCUACGGGGCGCUGCAGGCUCGUGGAGGGUGGUGUCAAAGUCAUCGGUCCCUUCUAUGACGGGUUCCGUGUGCCUGCACCGGGGUUCAUUGCUUUCAACCAUGUUGGCCGACUGGAUAAUCGUUAA